Molecule: messenger RNA, 874 nt
Organism: Trichomycterus rosablanca
Lineage: Eukaryota; Metazoa; Chordata; Actinopteri; Siluriformes; Trichomycteridae
Exons: 2
Coding region: 9-773 (254 amino acids)
Source: RefSeq, a predicted model, not a curated record
CAGAAAAGAUGAAGAAGAAGAAGAAGGACCAGAUCCUGGGAUUCUUCAGAAGAUCCUGGCAGACCAUGAAGAGGAUCUUCAACAAGAGAUCAAACAUGGAGAUCGUUACCAAGCAGGUCCAGGACUCACUGGGGAGCGCCUACAUCCACCUGCCCAAUAGUGUGGAAGAGAAGGUUGGGGUCACUAAGUCCACCAUCAGCAUCAUGUCAGAGGAGCUUAAUGUGGCCUCCUCCCUGCUGACCGACUCCAUCCUGGAUGAGGACGAGGUGACCAACGUCCCCCAAAAUAAGGACGAGAAGGUUGGGGACGCUGAGUCCACCAUCAGCAUCAUGUCAGAAGAGCUUAAUGUGGCCUCCUGUCAGCUGACCGACUCCGUCCUGGAUAAGAUCGAGGUGACCAACGUCCCUCAAAAUAAGGACCAGAAGGUCAGGGACGCUGAGUCCACCAUCAGCAUCAUGUCAAAGGAGCUUAAUGUGGCCUCCUGUCAGCGGACCAACUCUGUCCUGGAUGAGAUCAAGGACACUUUUGGUCAAAAGGAGAAGAGUGAGAAAUCCACCAUGACUGACCCGAUACCAGAAAUCGAUCCAACCUGCAGGAAGAUCCUGGUUCAGCCGGUAAAGAAGCUGCCCGCUGAAGCUCCAGCUAAAGAAGCAAUCUGCACUGCAGAAAAGAUGAAGAAGAAGAAGGACCAGAUCCUGGGAUUCUUCAGAAGAUCCUGGCAGACCAUGAAGAGGAUCUGCAACAAGAGAUCAAACAAAGUUUCCCCCCUUUAAUUUCCCCACAAUCCCCCAAAUGAUAUUCCCUCCUCAGCUACACACAGUAAUAUUUUCUCUCUUUUUGUGUGAACAAUUGUUUUAUUACAUAAUGAAUAUUU